AUGAGCAGCACCAACGACUAUUACCCUACUCACUCCAUCCUGCAGGACGCCUCAGCUGCCACCACCUCUCAGCCUCUCGUGCAGUGCGCCGCCUGCGGCAAGGAGCCCAAGGACGUGGUCGAGUCGCCGUGCUGCGGUGACGUGUGGUGCUGGCAGUGCGCCGUCGAGCGCCCGGCCCUCGACGCCCACUGCCCGUGCGGGCGCGAGCUGGCCCUCGAGGACUUCCGCCCGGCCAAGGCCAUCCAGGCACUACUCAAGCGGGCCGCCACCUCUGGUGGUGUGGUCUGGCCCAGGCCCUACGCCGAGAUCGCCCACGACGACCUCUUGCCGUGCCCGGAGAGCUGCGGGGCCGUGAUGGAGGACCACAUGAAGGAUAACGUAGCGCUGCACCUCGAGCAGCUCCACGCCACAGUUGAGGCCCAGAAGACCCAGAUCGCGCAGCUGGUGAACGAGCGCCAGAUGGCCGACCAGGCGCCACCCAAGGGCCGCCGCUGCAUGUCGCACUUCGACCAGAGGGUGGGGGCGAUGGUAGUGCUGUACCUGGUGGCUGUGCUGGUGCUGGUGGGCGUCCCGCUGAUGGCCAAGCUGGUGGUGGUCGCCGGCGCGAUGAUAGGCCUGCACUGGGGCUUCAAGCGCUGGGCGGGCAGGCUGCGCAUGCCGCGGUCGCCCUUCAACACCGCCGAGACCAAUCUCCUCUUCGCCCUGCUCUGCACCGCCAUCUUCUUCUCCCUCAGUCCCCUCUACUUCCUCCGCUCACUGUAG
Acanthamoeba castellanii str. Neff is the source of this 762-nucleotide messenger RNA. RefSeq lists its product as uncharacterized. Bases 1 to 762 code for a protein of 253 amino acids. The transcript is spliced from 5 exons. The record is from RefSeq and is a predicted model, not a curated record. NCBI's taxonomy places the organism in Eukaryota, Discosea, Longamoebia, Acanthamoebidae.